Messenger RNA from Strongylus vulgaris, 336 nucleotides. NCBI's taxonomy places the organism in Eukaryota, Metazoa, Nematoda, Chromadorea, Rhabditida, Strongylidae. The record is from the annotation of a GenBank genome assembly.
AAAAAGAGAGAAUUAUGCUUCUUACAGCUUUUGAAGACGUUCGAAAUCCCUCAUCGCAAGAACAUUCGUCUACGCAUUCGUGUUGGAAUUCACACUGGUACGGUAGCAGCUGGUGUUGUUGGUCUGACAGCUCCACGAUAUUGCCUCUUCGGUGAUACCGUAAACACGGCAUCAAGGAUGGAAUCAACAGGAGAACCGGAAAAGAUUCAAAUGUCUGAAUCUUCCAAUGAUAUGAUCAAAAAGUAUUAUCCAGAAUACCAAACGGAGCUCAGAGGAACAAUUCAAGUCAAGGGUAAAGGAGAAUGCACAACGUACUGGUUGUUAGGCAGAGGGUGA